AUGGCGUCCCCCAAGACUUCCGCCGAACCAGAUACACCCUUCAGCAGUCCAUUCAAACAGUCAGAUCCCUUGGAUAAGGCGGGCGAUGGCCUCUGGCAGCAUUAUCUCAAUACCGUUGAAGCCGAAGACGUAGCCGACGUCGAUAGCUGGAAUGGGUCGACCAAUGGCAUCUUGACCUUCACUGGCCUAUUCGCGGCAACCGUUGCUACAUUUGUGAUCGAAAGCUACCAAUCCCUAUCACCAGACUCAGGAGCGCAGACGGCGGCGCUCCUCUACCAACUCGUCAACGCGAAUGGCACCACUCCUUCCAUUCCCCUCUCGGACAUCAGUACAGGUCCCUUUCAAGUACCGUUGCUGGCUCUCGUCGUGAACAUCCUCUGGUUCAUCAGCCUCAUCAUCUCUCUUGGGUGUGCUUUGCUCUCUACUCUGAUACAGGAAUGGACUUGGAGUUACCUGCGCGACGUGAAGCGCUGA
Messenger RNA from Peniophora sp. CBMAI 1063, 474 nucleotides. NCBI's taxonomy places the organism in Eukaryota, Fungi, Basidiomycota, Agaricomycetes, Russulales, Peniophoraceae. The record is from the annotation of a GenBank genome assembly.